Messenger RNA from Sclerotinia borealis F-4128, 1749 nucleotides. NCBI's taxonomy places the organism in Eukaryota, Fungi, Ascomycota, Leotiomycetes, Helotiales, Sclerotiniaceae. The record is from the annotation of a GenBank genome assembly.
AUGGCUACCGUUAAUCAAGAGGCUGCCGAAAUCAUGGACAGAAAUUAUAUGACACCAGAUUGGUGUUGGGAAUUACUAUAUGAUCCAUUUGCUAAAACCGGGGAUGCUUUUUUAACUGUCUCCCCUGGGUCGGUCCUCGGAUUCGUUUCAAACGCAGAAGCAAUUCAUCAGAUCACAAGUCAUCGAGAAGCUUUUCCCAAGCCUCUCGCCUCAUACCGCAUCCUCGAGAUUUUUGGUCGGAAUAUUAUAACAACAGAGGGAAUUGAAUGGAAAGAGCAUAGGAAGAUUUCUUCGCCAAGUUUCACAGAGAAAAACAAUGCGUUGGUGUUUGCCGAAUCUUGCAUUCAAGCACAGGGAAUGUUAAGAAAAUGGUUGGGUCCUGACGGAAAAGGCAAUGUGACUUUGAAAGAAGUGCCCACCGAUACGAUGCGAAUAACAUUGCACAUAAUAAGCAGAAUUGGAUUUGGAGUUCGUUUAUUAUGGCCAGGGGAGAAGCCGAGGAAUAAGGAACAGGAAUCUGCCUACAGCAGUAACGAUGCGCCCGAAGGUCACACUAUGAGCUUUGAAAGAUCUCUGAGUACACUUUUAGAGACUUUAGUCUGGGUGCUCUUCCUUCCAAAAUGGCUUCUGAAAUUGAUGCCUUUCCAUUCUGCACGCGAAGCCUUGGAAUCUUUCGAGAAUUGGGGUCAGUAUAUGAAUGAGUUGUUUGCCCAAAAAGCUCAAGAUGCCAUGGAUGGCAAGGAAAGUGAAGGUAUGGAUAUCAUGGGCUCUUUGGUAAAGAGUUCAUAUGGACCCUCCAGUGCGCAAGGGUCUAUCAAAACGUCACCAAGUCGAGUUGAGAAAGGUCAAGCUAAAAAAGUCGCUCUUUCGGACUCGGAGAUUCUCGGCAAUGCCUUUGUCAUGAUUGUAGCCGGCCAUGAGACGACCGCAAACUCGAUCCACUUCUCCCUUGUUGAACUGGCCAAUAGCCCUCGAUCGCAACGACAAGUACAGGCAGAAGUUCAGAAGAUCUUUGCCGAUGAACCCCCUGAAAGUUGGGAUUAUGAUGCAAAUAUAAAUACCCUCCUGGGCGGUACGCUGGGAGCCACGCUCAAUGAACAACUUCGACUCAUGCCUCCUGUGGUCAAUAUACCUAAAUCAGUUGGUCAAGGCCACGAUCAAACGAUCGUUAUCGAUGGAAAGAAGAUAAUCCUUCCCGUCGGAGCUCAUAUCAAUCUCAAUACUGUGGGUCUCCACAGAAACCCUAGAUAUUGGCCGACCGAGCCAUCAAAAAUCACCACACAAGAUAAUGAUCUCGACGACUUCAAGCCUGAGAGAUGGCUCAUCAAGCGAGUAGCGAAAGAUGACAGUGCGACGGAAUCCUCGGAAGAUGAUGAUUUCGGUGGCUUUACGGGAAAGACCACAUCCGAAGGAUUAUUCCGCCCAGUGAGAGGUUCAUACAUCCCUUUCUCUGAUGGGGCUCGGUCUUGCUUAGGACGAAGACUGGCCCAAGUGAAAAUCAUGGGUGUACUUGCAGUGAUUUUUCAAAGAUGCUCAGUAGAGCUUGCUGUUGAUGAAUGGGCUACAGAUGAUGAAGUUUCCAAGAUGUCUGUUGAAGAGAAAAGAGCAUUGUAUAGCAAGGCGCAAAGGAAAUCAAGAGAGACGAUUAGAGGGGCUACAACACUCAUCACUUUGAAACUUCACCCUGGCUUCAUUCCAGUGCGACUGGUAAAGAAAGGAGAGGAACGAUUUGUAAAUAUUGUAGAUUAG